This is a messenger RNA of Williopsis jadinii, 1503 nucleotides long. RefSeq names its product glucosaminyl-phosphotidylinositol O-acyltransferase (gene GWT1). The transcript has a single exon. The record is from RefSeq and is a predicted model, not a curated record. Gene Ontology annotation, biological process: protein localization to plasma membrane; GPI anchor biosynthetic process. Gene Ontology annotation, cellular component: membrane; endoplasmic reticulum. Gene Ontology annotation, molecular function: glucosaminyl-phosphatidylinositol O-acyltransferase activity. NCBI's taxonomy places the organism in Eukaryota, Fungi, Ascomycota, Saccharomycetes, Phaffomycetales, Wickerhamomycetaceae. The coding region runs from base 1 to 1503 and encodes 500 amino acids.
AUGGCGAGAGUGAUAGACAAAAGCAUUGGAAUCUCACAAACUGUCAGCAGAACACUGAAGGACCGUAAGGAGGAGUUUGUUUCUGGCCUAAGUGGCGGGUCAAUUGGCGAGAUCAAUGCUGUGACAGCGAUUGCGCUUGUGGGAUACGUGUCAUGGUGUUUGAUCAACAGGAACUCAUCACUGUUCUCUGAAGGGCAGAAAUGGAGCUCUCUGAGUGUAACGGUGGACUUCUUGUUGAACUGGAUCGGGCUUCUGCUGUCAAUCACGAUAUAUGCCUCUUCACCGUUGACAUUGGCUGUUGCUAUAGUCACUCCCGCUGUUCUGGUGAGCCUCACUUCGAAGCACAACCACCGCCAGCGCACUAAGCUUACAAAGGGUUCAGCGUCGGCUCCAGCCACAGCAUUCCUUCCAAAGAAGCCCUUCAUCACCGCAUAUCGUGGUUCAAUGAUGAUCAUUACAGCUUUGGCGAUCUUGGCUGUGGAUUUCCCGGUGUUCCCUCGUAGAUUCGCCAAAGUUGAAACCUGGGGAACUUCGCUGAUGGACCUUGGUGUUGGAUCAUUUGUCUUUUCCAUGGGCAUUGUUUCGUCAAGAAGCAUUAUACUUGAGGAGACGAACAGUGGGAGUGGAUACUUCACCAAGCUCUAUAAGAGUUUAAGAAGUACAAUGACACCAUUGGUGCUAGGGCUGCUGAGACUGGUGCUUGUGAAGAACCUCGAAUACCAGGAACACGUUACCGAAUACGGUGUUCACUGGAACUUCUUCAUUACUCUGGUUCUUGUAGGACCAUUAUCGAUCCUUUUAAGCCCACUGUUCUCCUAUAUACCACGUGCAGUUGUUUCCAUAGCCAUUUCACUGGUCUAUGAGUACUUCAUAUGCAAAAAGGAAGGCUUCCUCUCAUAUCUCUUGCUAGCCCCAAGAACAGAUCUACUAAGCUCCAACAGGGAAGGUGUCUUCUCACUGCUUGGCUAUUUGGCUAUUUAUCUUGCUGGUCAAUCAACUGGGUUCUACGUCCUACCAUCUCAGAGAACAAAGAAUAACCUGUUCAGGCCUUCAAGGGAGGUAAAAUACACAGGGAGCCGUUUCACAUCUGUAUCUCCAAUAGCUGGGCUGAUUACCUGGUUCCUGACGUACUUUGUCCUGUUCAAGUUUGUUCAGAACAACCACUACUACAGCGUCUCAAGACGUCUUGCUAACCUUCCAUACGUCCUAUGGGUGUCCGCGUACAACACAGGCUUCUUGCUAUGCUAUGCAAUCAUCGACAAGUACAUGUCACCAGAGUGGCUCUCGUACGAGUCACGUAUUCCAAUCUCACUAGAUGCUAUCAAUUCCAACGGUAUGGUUAUGUUUUUGCUGGCCAAUGUCACAACCGGGUUGACAAACAUGUCGUUGAACACUCUGGACUGCUCUAACAGUGUCAGCAUCAUCGUUCUUGUGCUUUACAGUGCCUUCUUAGCGAUUGUGGGGGCAUCACUCUACAAAAUGAAGAUCUUUGUAAAGCUUUGA